This is a messenger RNA of Scaptodrosophila lebanonensis, 4303 nucleotides long. RefSeq names its product tropomodulin (gene tmod). Gene Ontology annotation, molecular function: tropomyosin binding. The record is from RefSeq and is a predicted model, not a curated record. The transcript is spliced from 10 exons. Gene Ontology annotation, cellular component: myofibril. Gene Ontology annotation, biological process: pointed-end actin filament capping; myofibril assembly. NCBI's taxonomy places the organism in Eukaryota, Metazoa, Arthropoda, Insecta, Diptera, Drosophilidae. The coding region runs from base 607 to 2112 and encodes 501 amino acids.
ACAAAAGUGCGCGCGCGCUUCACAAAGAAAUACAAAUAAAACUAUUGAUUUUGAAUUGUUUUUCCAACGAUUUGUGCUGCUGGUGCUGCUCUGCUGCUGCUCUGCCCAUAUUUAAAUGCCAUUGGCCAGGAAUGGCUGCGUCCAGUCCCGCAAUCUGUCAGUUAGCCAGCCAUCCAGCCAGCCAAUGCUAAAUAAAUAUAUUAGUUUUAAUGCCAAAAUAUUUUUUGGAACUAUUUCUCUUCGUGCGGUUUUGCGUAGUUUGUGACGUCCAACCACUCGUGCGAUUUUUGAUAUAUCUAUAUAUAUUCUAUGUAGCUGCGUGCGAGCUUAUGUGAGGGAGUGAUUGUGUGUGAGUGUGUGUGCGCGGGUAGCCACAAUAAUUAUUGUAAAACUAAACAAAAUUGUUCAUUUCAAAAUACAAAUUCGCUACCAAACUGCGCAUUUCAUCUGUAAUUUGCCAGCUUUGAAUAAAUACUUGAAAACAAACCAAUUGAAAAUUGACAAUUGCGCAAUUGCAGUGGAUUUUCGAAAAUUUACAUAAACUAGCGCUACUUUAAAGUGUUUCUUCUAAAGCAAGGAUUAAGCAAUCGCUGUAAAUAGGCAGACAUGGCCAUUUCGGACUUCCAGACUUCGUCCACCACAAAGACAACAACGCUCACCACUCCGGCCAAACUAUAUGGCAAGGAUCUGAGCGAAUAUGAUGAUGUGGAUGUGGAGAGCCUGUUGGCACAACUCUCGCCCGAGGAGAUAACCAUACUGGCCAAAGAAGUUGAUCCAGAUGACAACUUUCUGCCACCGAAUCAGCGCUGCAGCUAUGAGUGCACUAAGGAGUCCACCGGGCCGCUGAAUCGCAAACAGCUCAUUGAGCACAUUAACAAACAGGCCAUUGAGACCCCGGAUCAGCCCGAGUUCGAGCCAUUUGUGCAGGGCACAGUGCGUGGCAAGAAAUGGGUGCCACCACCGAGGGACUCACGCGAACUUGAGGUCGAGGAACAGAUUGCCAUUGACUUGGGUGAUGAAUAUGAGCACGCCUUGAAUGAUGCCACACAGGAGGAGAUUAUCGAUUUGGCUGCCAUUCUUGGCUUCCACUCGAUGAUGAAUCAAGAUCAGUACCAUGCCUCGCUCCUCAACAAGGGUCAGCCGGUGGGCACGGGCUGGGAUGGCAUCACAAAGUCCACACAGCAAAAGCUCUUUCCUGUGGAUCCACCCAAUAGCACAGACGUGGAGGAGUCGAUUAAACGCGUCAAGGACGACGACAACAAAUUGAUUGACUUGAAUUUGAAUAACAUUAAGAAUAUAUCCGAUGAGAAACUCGAACAACUCUUUAACGCACUGCCUCAAAACGAACAUCUGGAAGUUCUAUCGCUUACAAAUGUCGGCCUAACUGAUAAGACAGCUCUCCUGCUCGCCGAAGCGAUUGAGAAAAGCAAAACCCUGAGAGUAUUAAACGUUGAAACCAAUUUCAUCAGUCCGCCCGUUAUAGUUAGACUGGUGCAAGCCCUGCUUAAGUGUCAUACCAUCGAGGAGUUCAGGGCCUCUAACCAGCGAUCUACUGUGCUGGGCAACAAGAUCGAAAUGGAGAUCACCGACUUGGUGGAAAAGAACCCAUCACUACUGAGACUGGGCUUGCAUCUGGAGUUUAACGAUGCACGUCAUCGUGUGGCCGCACAUUUGCAGCGCAACAUCGACAGAAUUUUCCGCGUGCAAAAGACCAAACCCAAUUUGCCCAAAUUGAUACUGCCCGGUAAUAUGGAAAUCGAACGCGAACUGCUGCACUUAGGCGUCUCCACACCUUCGCCAUCACCUUCACCAUCGCCACAGCCACCGGCCGACUACGAUGUGGAGGUGGAUCCCGAUAACAUGGUGAUACGCGGCAGGCCCUCGCCUUCGCCUUCCCCAUCGCCCCAGCCACCGGUCGACUAUGAUGUCGAGGUAGAUCCCGAUAACAUGGUUAUACGUGGUGGUGGUGGUGGUGGCGAUGCCUACGAUCCUGAAUAUGAUCCCGAGUUCGAUCCCGAUAAUGUGGUGGUGCCGGGCAGUCGAGCCGAGACGCCGAACUACGACGACGUCUACGAGGGCGUCUAUCAAGCGCACACUAAGAAAAGAUCUUGAAUUGCGCCUGAAGUUCAGAUUUUUCAAUAAUCUGCAUAGAAAAUCAACAAGAAUUCAAUAAGAGAAAUGGCCAACUAAAAACAAAAUUAAUCCAAAGAAAAGUAAAAAAACAAAGAAAGAAAGAAAGCAACUAAAAUAAUUUUCUAAAGCGUUUUGAGAUUUCAAAGAAACAAAACUACAAUUUCAACAAUUUUAUAAAAUGAAAAAUGUAAAAAUAUAAAAGGAAAGCUUCACAUGUUGCAGCUAUCAACAUAUGUUAGAGAGACUAAAACCAAAACAUAAACAAGAAAUAUAAUAUAUAAAAUAUACCUACAUAUAUAUUUAUAAUGCGCAAAACGAACAACUGAUACAUAUAUACCUAUAUAUACAACACCCACGAUAUAUAUAGAGAUAAAAAAGAAAUGAAACUGAUUUACGAGAAAACGCAAGGCAUCUAACACAGCAACAAACUUUAGGUGUAUAAUUUUCUUUAAUACUUAACACAGGAAUUAAACUGCGAUGUACAUUUUUAAGUAAGAACCAAAACCAAAGAGCAGCAAAUGCGAAUAACAGUAAACACUUGAUAUACUGAUAAAAAAUGAAUAACCAAGCGAAUAAAUGAAUCAAUAAAAAAAUAUGAAUGCAAAUAUUUAAACAAUGAAUGAACUUGCAAAUGCAAGCACUUGAGACAGAGACAGCAAUUGUUUUAUGUGUUUUUAUAAUUCAAUAAAGAACAACAAAAGCAGUGCAAACUACAAAAAACAAAACAACGACAAAAUGUAGCACAACUUUCGGCGCCAAACCCCAUGAAUAAAUAUCUAGCGAAACAUACGUGUGAAACGCCUGAAUCAACGUAAAUAAAAAGACAAACCAGCAGCAAUAAAAUCGCAACGCUCUUUUUACCACCAACACCACCACAAUCAACCAACAACAAUUUCCGUGUCUGUGUAUUUUUGUUAAAGUUUUUUUUAUUCUACUAAUCACCACUACAAGAACGUGCUAUUCCUCAAAAUCUUAAAUGUUAAACACGCCCUCUGUGUACACGCAACAACUACAACACCAAGCCCAACAACAACAACAACUACUACUACUACAACAACAAAUUUGACACCAAAACUACCCAGCAAGCAACCAUCCGACCUAUAUGUACCGCCCUGAACCAGCCGCAGACUAACAACGAAGAAUGAUGUUGAUGUGCAUUGGACGUCAGCGUCGCAUGGGACAUUUGACCAGGAACUACACCAUUGGAGUCUGGCAAUAGGCGAUGAUAACGACGAAAACGGCUACACAACAACAACAACAAGAAAUUUUGGAAUAUUUCGCGGCCGUUCGAUAACGAUAAUUCAUAAAUUGAAUAAUAUAACUGCAAUAGUCUAAACAAAUGUCACUUUUGUUGUUUCGCGAGAGAAUUGUUGGACAAUUUUCUCUGUUUAAUGUUUGUUGAACAUUUUGUGCCACGUUGAAGGCAUUGUGUUUUAUUAUUAUUUUUUACAUACGAGUACAUACAUAAAUAUGUAUAAUUUAAUCAUUUGUUCGUUGAAAGUUCUACAAGUUACGCAAAAUGUUAUUUGUUUGUCACACACAUACACAGAGGGUAAGGCAGAGAUGCGUUUUUAAUACUUAAUUCAAAUGAAAUUGGGCACACCGAGGAAAGUUGAAAAUAAGAUCACAUUUAUUAUUUUAAAAAUGUAUUGAUUGUCCAAAUGAUUAUGUCCUUGUUAAGACUUGAAGUUAAUUGGCAAAAAUAUAAUAUCGCUCCCUUCUAUACAAAUGCACGGCACAAGAAACUAAAUUUGUUUGUUUUGGGCAAAGCUUCAAAAACAAAAUGCAUCUUUCCUUAAAAAUAAAAAAAAACUGAAGAAGUUUGUCGACUUUACGCGGCAAUUUCACACGCACUUUUACACGAUUUCAUUUCACCUAAUUUCUUUAAUUUUAAAUAUCUAUAUUUUAAAUAUUGUGUACCUAAUGGAAGGCGUUUGGUACGCGAGGUGCCGAGGCAGGAAACAGGAUGAAGGAAUGAGAGAAGAAGAGCUAAAUGCUUGUGUUUAUAUACAUCUACCAAUAAAUAAUAUCGCAUAUUUAUAUAUGAUACAUAUAUAUAGCCAUGGUCUCUGAAACAAUUCACUGCUAUAUUGAAUUAUAAAAUUGCUUAAACAUAAUAUUAAAUCUAUGAUUAAUUUAAUAAAGAAACAAAAACAUUUGUAUAAUGUAA